GUCGCAUUGACCGUGAAGCGUGUUCCGCCCUUUACGAGAAAGUUACAUUUUUCCUUUCGAUUCAUGUCGGUGCUCGAAUUGUACUCAACGGGCUUGGGCAAUGUUAGAUUCGAAUAAUAAGCUGCAACAACUCCCCCAGGAAAGUUGGGUGUGUGAGGCACAUGAAUGAGGGGAGAGUUUGGGAAGCUGUCGGCACCACCCACAUUCCUUCACCCUAUAAUUAUUUUAUAACACUAUACUACGUACUAUUCCCCCACAGUUUCAAACCAACCAAAUUUUUCCAAUUUCUGAGAAAAAAAAUACGAAUUCAAAGUAGAGAAAGAGAAGAGAAGAAGAAGAAGAAGAAGCCAAUUGUAUUGGUACGAUUCCAAGUGCCAGUCUCAGUCGGGGGGCUUCUUCGUCGUAUAUUAAUAGUAAUAUCGACAUCACCCUCGAACCGCUGACCUUCCUGCCUUAACGAGCCAGAAGACGAUUAUAAUAAGUAAUGACAAAUAUAUUAUAAUUAAUAAUCAAACCCCAUGAAAUGAAAGGAAAGAAAGAAAUUGGAAAGUCAAAUGAUCCAAUUAAAGGCAACUAUAUAUGAGCGAAGAAGAUAAAAAGAAAUGUGGAAAGUCAAAAGGGCUCCAUCUCCAUAGCUUGAAGGGAAGAAAAGUAUUAUUAUUUCAGAAAUAAAAAAGAAAAGUAUUAUUAUUAUUUAUUAGGUUAUAAUUAAUGGUAUAGUGCCCAAUCCCUUGCAUGGCGGAGCAGUGCUAAUUGCUAGGCUGCUCUUAUCUUAUUCCCCCAAGUGAAACGCUCCCCUCCCCAUUUCUUUAUUAAUUCUCAUUUAUUGCCUUUUCUCUACUUUGGAAAGAGUAUUAUUCCAUUUUAUUAAUUGAUAAUUAUAUGUAUAUGUCAUUAAGGGACACCUUGGGACAUGGUAACGGUCUUCAUCUUUGAUUUCUUUUCCACAUACACCUAUACAAUAGUGAUUGUAAUUACAACUGUUAAUUACUAUAAUAAUAAUAAUAAUAAUAAUUAUGAAUGUAAAAAGUAACGGAAGCUAUUGAGUUUUGAAAGUAACAGAAGCUAUUGUUUUAUAAAGGCUAUCUAACUCUAUAAUCCAUGUUAUUAUAGGUCCACGAUCUUUGGAGCAAUAUUAGAUUAUAGGAUGAAUUUGUACUUCUAUAGUAGUACAUAUAGUUGAGCCUCUAUAUAUAUAUAUAUAUAUAUAUAUAUAUAUAUAUAUAUAUAUAUAAUUCUAAUAAGUCGAGAAAAAGAACGAAAAUAAGCAUUACAAUCUUAUUAAUAUUAUAACAAAAGCAUAACCUCAUUCUCUAUUAUCAUAGUCCAUAAUUAAUUUUGUCAAGAACCAGUUGGUCCCAAUAACUCAAGUUAUCGACACAGGUUCAAUCGUGGAUCAUAUACCACAACACUAACAAAUUUGAUUAUUAUAUUAUUCAAUUCAUUCGCAGACUAUAGCUUAUCUUUUCUGUCCAUAUUUCCCGUGUGUUGACUUCCAAUAUAUUAUGAUCCCGGCCAGCCACCUUCACCUCCCUUCUCCUUCUCCAACGUAUAUACAUAUAAAGAAAACUCCAACCCGAAUAUCAGAAACUCCAGCGGACCCCAGCUACCAUUUCAUUUUCCCAGCAACCAAACAGCUAAUAGAAAUAGCUCCUUCCAAUAUUCAUUCAUUCGUCCAUCGCAUUCCCUUCAGCAAACUGCAAAAGUAACAUGGAAUCCCCGCCGUCCGACGACGCCGUCCCCUGCCAUUUCCUCUGCCCGAUCUCCCUCCAGCUCAUGACCGACCCCGUCACCGUCGCCACCGGCAUCACCUACGACCGCCGCCACAUCCACCACUGGCUCUUCUCCCGCAACCGCGACACCUGCCCCGUCACCAACCAGACCCUCGCCGUCAAGGACCUCACUCCCAACCUCACCCUCCGCCGCCUCAUCCACUCCUGGUCCACCACCACCAAUUACCAUAACAUUGCCCCAAUCCACUACACCAAAUCCCACAUUUCUCAACUCCUCGCCGCCGCCGCUGCCGAAUCCACCUCCCCCACGCCGCAGCUCAUCGACUCCCUCUCCCGGCUCCGCUCCGUGGCAGCCGAAAGCGAGCCGACCCGGAUCCAACUCCGAGCCGGAUCCACAGCCGGCUUCCUCGCUUCCGUCGUGAUUGCCAACAGUUUCCUAGAGCUCGGUGUAGAGGCAGAUCAUCAUAUGAGCAGCAGCAGAGCGGUGGACGAGUCGCUCGCGAUUCUCCACCACAUCGGCCUCGCCGAUUCCGACCUCAAGAAACUCGGCACCGAGUUCGUCGACUCGCUGGUCCGAGUCAUGGAGAAUUAUUAUUCGAAUUCGAAUUCGAAACGGGACCACCACCAAUCGCGCGCCUACGCGACGAUCCUCCUCAGAUCCGCUUUCCGCGCGGCCGACCCGAUCCAGUUGGUCAACGCGAGAUCCGAAAUUUUCGCCGCGGUGGUCGGCGUUUUAAGAGACCGGAUCUCGGAGAGCGCGACGAAGGCGGCGUUGAAGUUUUUAAUCGAGGUUUCCCCCUGGGGGAGGAACCGGAUCAAGGCGGUGGAGGGCGGGGCGGUGGCGGCGCUGAUCGAGCUCCUGCUGGAAUCGGAUCACUCCUCGUCGGCGGCGCGGAGGGCGACGGAGCUGGCGAUGAGGGGCGUGGAGGUGAUGUGCGGGUGCGCGGAGGGGAGGGCCGAGGUGGUGGGCCACGCGGCGGGGCUGGCGGUGGUGUCGAAGAAGAUGCUGCGUGUGUCGCACGCGGCGACGGACGGCGCGGUGAGGAUCGUGGCGGCGGUGAGCAGGUACUCGGCGACGAAGGGAGUAGUGGCGGAGAUGGCCGAGGUCGGGGUGGUGGCGAAGCUGUGUCUGUUGCUGCAGGUGGAUGUGAGCUGGAAGAGUAAAGAGAAGGCGAGGGAGGUUCUGAGGGCGCAUUCGAGAGCGUGGCGGAACUCACCCUGCAUCCCGCCGCACCUGAUUUCUUCCUUUCCUUGAUUAAAUCCAUAAAUUAGUAAAUUAACUUCUAAUUAUCACUAAUUUGUCCCCAUUUUUUCACUGUUUUAUUGAUUCUUCACAUCCAAUUUUUGCGACGGUUGUGUAUAUUAUGACAAGCCGGAAAUGGUGACCAUAGAGAAGUUACGUUUAUUAACCGAAAGAUAUAGUUUCUAAUGGAGAGAAUUGAAAUAUACGGUUUAUCGUUACUAUAUCAACGUUACGAUUAUUACUAUCUAAAAAUGAAAUUGGGUUAUAAGGCUUUUGCCAGUCAUUAAAAUUUGAACACUCAAUCACUGAGUUCUCUAUUGUCGAGUUACCGUUGGACUACAAAUUCAUUAUUAUUAUUAUUCGUAUAUGUUCGAUCGAAGUUUUAGAUUAUAUGAGCACGGGGGAGAGCGAAGGAACGAAAUUGCUCGCGACCGAAAGAAGAGGUGGAGAAUACAUUGAGUCCGAAUAGCGAAGGGAGAAGAGUGAAGGAACGACCUUGUGUUGUGUUACGUAGACUUUGAAUAUUUAUAUCCAGAGAAAGAGUUGCCAGGAAAGCCUUAAAAGCAUUAAUCUCGAUCCAUUUCUAUUAUUUUGUGGUAUAGUUCCAAGUGUAUCAUAUAUCACAACACUAACACGCCCCCUCAAACGAAAGCCACUCACGAGGCUUGAAGUUUGCACAGGUCUAAGGACAAUAAUACUAUGUGCUUAACAAAUGGGGGUCACCGGGAAUCGAACACAAGACCUCUCGGUCACAGAAGGCUCUGAUACCAUGUCAAGAACCAAUUGAUCCCAAUAGCUCGAGUUGUUGGAAGAAGUUCAAUCGUGUAUCAUAUACCACAACACUAACCCUUAUUAACCCUUAUUAGCUUUACUUGCAUAUCUCAGACCAUUCAAAAAUUUGGUCAACACCAUUCGAUAACGUUAUUGUUGUCCCUUACAUGUGUUGUUUCAUUGGAUUCGUUUUAGGAAACGAGGUGAAAUUUGAGAGAACUUCUCCAAAAGUUGUGUAGCCAUCUUUUCUGCAGAUGAAAGGGAGUUUUUAACUUGGAGCCUCUUGUCGUCUUUGGGUUUCCAAGAACUCGCAAUCCUUAUCGAUUAGGGUUUUCCCAAUUUUGUACCGUUCUCUGGUUUUAAGUGGGAGAAGUAUAUUAUGUAUUAUCAUCGACCGACAACUGGAGAGUGGCAAUUACAAAUGAUAUACAAGGACAAAAUCAUCGACAAAACCCUAGACCAACCUAGUAAGAAAAAAAAAAGCAGGAAGUCAACAAGACUUCCUCUAAUAGUUGUUAGUAGGGUUGCGAGUAAACUAAUCCUCUAUAAGAAUAUAGUUAAAUUCAGAUA
This is a messenger RNA of Linum trigynum, 4317 nucleotides long. The record is from the annotation of a GenBank genome assembly. NCBI's taxonomy places the organism in Eukaryota, Viridiplantae, Streptophyta, Magnoliopsida, Malpighiales, Linaceae.